This is a messenger RNA of Emericellopsis cladophorae, 786 nucleotides long. Its product is annotated as Proteasome subunit beta type-like protein. Bases 1 to 786 code for a protein of 261 amino acids. The record is from RefSeq and is a predicted model, not a curated record. Gene Ontology annotation, cellular component: proteasome core complex. The transcript has 2 exons. NCBI's taxonomy places the organism in Eukaryota, Fungi, Ascomycota, Sordariomycetes, Hypocreales, Bionectriaceae.
AUGUUCAGCCAAAACCCAGUGAUGAACGGGCCCAACUACUCGUUCUCCGAUGCCCCACGAACCAACAAUGGAGAGUUUCGAGAGCACCGAUUCAACCCCUACUCUGACAACGGUGGCUCUACGCUAGCUAUUGCCGGUGCGGACUUCUGCAUCAUGGCAGGCGACACCCGACACACCAGCGGCUACAGCAUCAACUCUCGCAUGUCCCCAAAGGUAUUCCGCAUCGGCGGCAGCAACUCUGAUCAGUCUGACGCCACGAUUGCCUUGUCCGUCUGUGGCUUCGCUGCCGACGGCAAUGCCCUGCGCGACCAGCUUGACACUGUCUGCAAAAUCUAUCGCUAUCGUCAUGGCAAGCCCAUGAGCGUCCACGCCUGCGCCAAGCGCCUCUCCACCAUCCUGUACAACAAGCGCUUCUUUCCCUACUACACGCACGCUAUGCUGGGUGGUCUCGACGAGGAGGGCAAGGGUGCGGUCUACUCGUACGACCCGGUGGGCAGUUAUGAGCGGGAGCAGUGCCGUGCUGGUGGUGCUGCCGCCAGUUUGAUCAUGCCCUUCCUCGACAGCAACGUCAACUUCAAGAACCAGUACGUGCCGGGUAGCGGAGUAGGCCAUGAGCUCAAGGAGCGGGAGCGCCACCCUCUCUCCAGGCCUGUGGUAGAGACAAUCGUCAAGGAUGCGUUUGACGGUGCAGUUGAGCGUCACAUUGAGGUCGGUGACAACUUGCAGAUGAUGGUCAUAACAAAGGAUGGCAUUGAGGAGAUUAUGUUGCCUCUGAAGAAAGACUAG